CCAUUUUAUGUAAAAUCCUUCAUCACUGCGUGGCCGAACAGCCUAGUAUCAUAAGUUACACAGCGAUUGGAUAUUGUCACGAGUUCCCGCAGUCUAGCCCCCUGUGGGGCAUGCACCUCGGUUGCCACGCACAGACCCCUUGACUUCCUUAUAAAAAUAUUAUAUUGUUCAGCCAUUGGACCAAGCUUUCGGUCAGCCCUCACUUGGAUCUGCAAAACACCCAAGUUCUCGCUUUAGGUGUCAUCGUGAUCCUUAUUCACUACCAUGGGUGUGUCACAAAGCUCAACGGCAGGCGUCUCAGUUCUAAUACUGGCGUCCCUCUAUCUCCUGCAAGCGCAUCGCCGAAGACAACGAACAACAGACAUACGAGGACCUCAGAGCCCAAGUUGGAUGUGGGGCUUCUCCAAGAUAUUGCUAGAUCCUGCCAUAGCCACUGAACUGUAUGAACGUUGGGCCGAUGAGUACGGUCCAGUAUACAAAAUCCCCCUUGUCUUGGGAGAGUCUAGGGUCUUACUGUGGGACCCAAAAGCCAUCUCUCAUUUCUUUGCAAAAGAUACUUGGUUGUAUAACCAAACUCCAUUCAACAAGAUCGCUGGUGAACUAACCGUUGGACGAGGAAUUCUGUGGGCCGACGGUGAAGGUCACAAAAGGCAGCGUAGGGCUCUCAACCCUGCCUUUAGCGCAGCUGCCAUCCGCAACUUGACGUCUGUGUUCCAAGAUGCCGCUCACAAGGCAGUGAUCGCUUGGGACGCUGAGAUAGGAUCGAACCAAGGAACUCAUGACGCUGUGAUUGAUGCUCAACAAUGGAUGAAUCACAUCUCACUCGAUAGUGUGGGCAUAGCCGUUCUGUCCCAUGACUUCGGCACACUCAAUGGAACUCACUCCGAGAUCGCGGACGUCCUGAACGCGUUUGGUUUGUCUGGAAACGCUGCCCACAGCUUGGUCAUUCUGGCACAAAAUUUUCCUUCCAUCCUGAAGCUACCAUUGCCUCGCACACAGUUCGCCCAGAAGCUGAAUUUGAUCAUCGGCAAAAUAUGCGAGGAGAUGUUAUCGCGGUCGCGCAAGGAAACAGAGACUGGUGGCGCUACGCAGGGGGACAAAUCAUGUUUGGGUUUGCUCCUGAAAGCGGAGGGCGCGAGAUUGACACAUCAAGAAGUAUUAGACGAAGCCAGGGCCCUACUCCUCGCCGGAUUUGAGACCACUUCAAGUAAUUGGGCUUUGGUGGAACUUGCGCGGAAUCCAGAUAUACAGACGAAGCUUCGCAACGAGUGUCUAGAGUUCGGGGCAACCCCAUCGUAUGACGACCUCACGAAUAAGCUUCCCUACCUGGACGCUACAGUCAACGAAGUUCUUCGCCUGCACGCACCAGCCAAGGAAAUUCCACGAUCGGCUAUGCAAGAUGACGUGAUCCCGCUCAGCCAGCCCUUGCGCACGGCUGACGGAAAUUAUACUGACAGUGUAUGCAUCCCAAAGGGGACAGUGGUCGUAAUCCCGCUUGUCGCACUCAAUUGCUCAGUUAGCAUGUGGGGGCCUGACGCAAAGGCGUUCAAACCUUCCCGAUGGCUCGAAGAGGACAUGGGCACGCACGGUAAAGAAGCACUGCAUGGCUAUCGUCAUCUAAUGACAUUCGGUGAUGGCGCGCGGAUCUGCCUAGGGAAGGUAUUUGCAUUGACAGAGUUCAAGGCCGUGAUGUUCACCCUGGUGCGAAACUUUGUGUUUGAGAUGGAAAGCCCUGGGAUGAAGAUAGUGGAGAGUUUUGGGCCUAUAGCAAGACCGGGGAUAGCUGGGAGUGCUGAUCCUGAACGUGUGCCCCUUCGGGUGCGCCGCUAUGAAGUUUGA
Suillus clintonianus is the source of this 1839-nucleotide messenger RNA. Its product is annotated as cytochrome P450. The transcript has 12 exons. Gene Ontology annotation, molecular function: oxidoreductase activity, acting on paired donors, with incorporation or reduction of molecular oxygen; iron ion binding; heme binding. Lineage: Eukaryota; Fungi; Basidiomycota; Agaricomycetes; Boletales; Suillaceae. The coding region runs from base 265 to 1839 and encodes 524 amino acids. The record is from RefSeq and is a predicted model, not a curated record.